AUUUCCGAACUGAACAAAAAAGAAUAUUACAAAACAAAAAGAAAUUUACAAUUUGCUGUUUCAUUGCCUGGUGCACCUAUAUUAUUAUCUAUUGUUAAGUCGUUGGCAAUAGCUUGCAACCAUGAAGAAUUAAUAGACUAUCUGAUGACAAUUACUAAAAAAUAUGGAACUUUAAGUCGUCUUGUCUUAGGAACAGAUGUCUUCGUAGUACUUACAAAACCCGAGGAUUAUAAGCUCGUGCUCACAAACGUAAACGGCAACAAUAAAACUUCAGUCACCAAGCAAUGGUAUCCACUUCUUGGAAACGGAAUUAUCAGAGCUUCAGGUACAACUCACAGGCUUCGACGAAAAAUAAUACAGCCUUUUUUAAAUAUCAAAUAUUUAACCGACUAUGUAACAUUCUUUGAUAAUUAUAGCCACAACUGUGCUGAUCUUUUAGAAAAAGAAAUCGGUGGUCAUAUAUUUGACAUUAAGCCGUACAUGGCACAAUAUGCAGCUGAUAUAUUCUUAGCAUCAAUUGCGGGUAUUCAAGGAACAGCCCAUAAAGGUGAAUACAAUGAAAUAUUGUACUGGCAGGACAGAUUGAUAAAAUGUGUAUGGAAGACAAUAAUAAAACCGUGGCAACAAAUAGAAUGGAUUUUCUGCCUGAGCGAUAACAAAAAAAAAAUGUGUACUGCUCAAAAGACUGUACAAGAUUUUAUUUAUAAUAUAGCAAUGCAGAAGAAGACAAUGGAAUGUAAUGGUCUAAAUUAUGAUAGUGAGUAUUUUGAAAAAUCCGUUAUUGGCAAUUAUUCAAGCCAUAUGAAGCAACUAUUCGAUGAUGAAACAAAUAAAUCCUGCGCUGUAAGCGAUGAAGACUUUAUAGACGAUGUUCGCAGUUUGUAUAUUGCUAUACAAAAUACAAUUAUGGAAAUGACAUCGAUGACUUUGCUUAUGCUGGGAAUGCAUGUAGAAAUACAAGAAAAACUGCGAAAGGAAAUAUUAACAAUAUUUGGAAAUGACAAUUUAGAUGUCAAACGUCUCAUGACUAUACGAUAUCUUCAUAUGGUGAUUCAAGAGACAUUAAGAUUAUUUCCUGCGUCACCUAUCAUUUCGCGACAACUUACGGGAGACAUCCAGCUUGAAUCGUGCGUUUUGCCGGAUGGAUGUCUCGUUAUGAUACCAAUAUUUGCUAUUCAUCGUAAUCCCAUGUAUUGGGAUAAGCCAGAAGAAUUUAUUCCCGAACGAUUCUCGUCCGAAAACUCGUCAACUCGUCAUCGUUACACGUACAUUCCAUUCGGCACAGGUCCUAGAGAUUGCCUAGGUCAACGAUAUACUUUUCUGUCCGUGGGAGCAGCAAUAGUAAAUUUAUUGCGGCGGUUUCGCUUUGUAGCAACUGGCAGUGUAAAAGAUGUCAAAUUAACAAAUGAUAUUUUACUACGAUCUCGAGACGGUAUCAAAUUAUCUGUAUUUCGCUUAGAAGAUCAUUGAUAAACGAUCAUUGAUGACAACUGAUAACAUGAUUACUAUUAAUGAUGGAUUAUUACUGAUGGAUAUUUCUUUUAGUGGCUUAGUAGCUCAAUUUUCAGUUUUAAACGGUAUUAUUAUACAUUGAUGUAUUACAAUCACUGUACAAUAAUAAAAGA
This is a messenger RNA of Linepithema humile (Argentine ant), 1625 nucleotides long. Its product is annotated as cytochrome P450 4C1-like. NCBI's taxonomy places the organism in Eukaryota, Metazoa, Arthropoda, Insecta, Hymenoptera, Formicidae. Gene Ontology annotation, molecular function: heme binding; oxidoreductase activity, acting on paired donors, with incorporation or reduction of molecular oxygen; monooxygenase activity. The record is from RefSeq and is a predicted model, not a curated record.